Molecule: messenger RNA, 1785 nt
Organism: Lotus japonicus
Lineage: Eukaryota; Viridiplantae; Streptophyta; Magnoliopsida; Fabales; Fabaceae
Product: ultraviolet-B receptor UVR8
Exons: 9
Coding region: 145-1560 (471 amino acids)
Source: RefSeq, a predicted model, not a curated record
ACCUGCGCGACACUUGUUCGUGAAGCAUUCUUCCCUCCUUCCUUUCCUUCCUUCCUUCCAUCCAUCAUUCAUUCAUUUGAACUUCUUCUUCCCAUUCUCCAUUUUCUCUCAUUCUCAAGUCAAUUUUUUUCCCGUCAACAAUCCAUGGAUAUUGAUGCAAUUUUUGGGGCCAUCAAACCUGUGAACGUUCCAAGGAAGAGUGCUAUUUAUGUGUGGGGAUACAAUCAAUCCGGGCAGACAGGUCGAAAGGAGGAAGACGAUCAGUUGAGGAUUCCAAAACAGCUUCCUCCUCAGCUGUUUGGAUGUCCAGCUGGUACCAAUGUCCGGUGGUUGGAUGUUGCUUGUGGUCGCGAGCACACAGCAGCAAUAGCCUCUGAUGGCUUGCUUUAUACUUGGGGGGCUAAUGACUUUGGUCAAUUGGGUGAUGGAACGGAGGAGCGAAGGAAGCAUCCUAAGAAAGUAAAAGAAUUAGAGUCAGAGUUUGUAAAAUCUGUAUCCUGCGGAGCACAUUGUUCUGCUUGCAUUGCAGACCCUCGUGAAAAUGAUGGUACCGUCUCGACUGGAAGGCUCUGGGUGUGGGGCCAAAAUCAGGGAUCAAAUCUUCCUAGAUUGUUUUGGGGGGCUUUCGAACCUAACACAAUUAUUCGUGAAGUGUCAUGUGGAGCUGUCCAUGUGGUUGCUUUAUCUGAGGAAGGCCUACUACAAGCUUGGGGCUAUAAUGAGUAUGGUCAACUUGGCCGAGGUGUUACUUGUGAAGGACUACAGAGGCCUCGUAUUAUAAAUUCUUAUGCUAAGUUCCUUGAUGAAACCCCUGAGCUUGUGAAGAUUACCACAGUGUCAUGCGGGGAGUACCACACAGCAGCCAUUUCUGAUAAGGGCGAGGUUUACACAUGGGGGCUAGGAAAUAUGGGCCAGCUUGGGCAUUCUUCACUUCAGUAUGGGGAUAAAGAGUUAAUACCAAGGAGGGUGGUUUCCCUCGAUAGUAUUUACAUAAAAGACGUGGCGUGUGGUGGUGUACAUACAUGUGCUUUAACUCAGGGAGGAGCUCUUUAUGCUUGGGGUGGCGGUCAAUCUGGACAGUUAGGCCUUGGUCCCAACACCGGAUUGUUCUCGUGUGUUGCUAAUGACUCUCAGACGUUUUUCCGAAACAUUCCGGUUUUAAUUGUUCCGAAAGGCGUGCAACUCAUUGCUUGCGGACAUUCCCAUACUCUUAUUUCUAUGAGUGAUGGUCGAAUUCAUGGAUGGGGUUACAAUAAUUAUGGUCAGGCAGCCAAUGAGAAAUCUACAUAUGCUUGGUAUCCAUCACCAGUUGACUGGUGUGUUGGGGAGGUUAGAAAACUAGCUGCUGGUGGGGGCCAUUCAGCUGUGUUGACUGAUGCUUGUUCAUUAAAGGAGUUGUGUGAGUUUGUACUUGCUGAGAGUAUGACUUUAUCUAAUGCUGCUAAAGUUGAGGAUAUUGCAUACAGAACCGGCUCAGACGCCUUAGCUCGCCUUUGCGGAAGACUCAGAGAGUAUAUGCUUGCUGGUGAUGCUCAUGAACAAUACAAGGAGAUGAAAUAGUAAAUCCUGACAUAGCAUGAGUAUUAAUAAUGAUUUGUUGUAUUCAUAUAAUGUAAUAUGUGUAUUUAUAAUUGUAACAUUGUUUUAUUUUAGCAGAAGGAAUCAUGUAAUAUAUGUAUUUUUACUUAAUGCCAAAACAAUAUGUAUUUUAGAGCAUAUUGAAUUGGCCUCUAUUAAAUCAACAGACCAUUAACUCAUUAUGAAUAAUAUCUCGAACUUUCAGAA